Messenger RNA from Schistocerca gregaria, 2364 nucleotides. RefSeq lists its product as uncharacterized. Lineage: Eukaryota; Metazoa; Arthropoda; Insecta; Orthoptera; Acrididae. The coding region runs from base 1 to 2364 and encodes 787 amino acids. The record is from RefSeq and is a predicted model, not a curated record. The transcript has a single exon.
AUGGGCGGGUGGGUGGAAGCAUGGGCGGGUGGAAGAAUGGGUGGGUGGAAGCAUGGGCAGGUGGAAGCAUGGGAGGGUGGAAGCAUGGGCGGGUGGAAGCAUGGGCGGGUGGGUGGAAGCAUGGGCGGGUGGAAGCAUGGGCGGGUGGAAGCAUGGGCGGGUGGGUGGAAGCAUGGGCGGGUGGAAGCAUGGGCGGGUGGAAGCAUGGGCGGGUGGAAGCAUGGGCGGGUGGGUGGAAGCUUGGGCGGGUGGAAGCAUGGGUGGGUGGAAGCAUGGGCGGGUGGAAGCAUGGGCGGGUGGAAGCAUGGGCGGGUGGAAGCAUGGGCGGGUGGAAGCAUGGGCGGGUGGAAGCAUGGGAGGGUGGAAGCAUGGGCGGGUGGAAGCAUGGGCGGGUGGAAGCAUGGGCGGUUGGAAGCAUGGGCGGGUGGAAGCAUGGGCGGGUGGAAGCAUGGGCGGGCGGAAGCAUGGGCGGGUGGGUGGAACCAUGGGCGGGUGGAAUCAUGGGCGGGUGGAAGCAUGGGCGGGUGGAAGCAUGGGCGGGUGGAAGCAUGGGCGGGUGGAAGCAUGGGCGGGUGGAAGCAUGGGCAGGUGGAAGCAUGGGCGGGUGGAAGCAUGGGCGUGUGGAAGCAUGGGCGGGUGGAAGCAUGGGCGGGUGGAAGCAUGGGCGGGUGGAAGCAUGGGCGGGUGGAAGCAUGGGCGGGUGGAAGCAUGGGCGGGUGGAAGCAUGGGCGGGUGGAAGCAUGGGCGGGUGGGUGGAAGCAUGGGCGGGUGGAAGCAUGGGCGGGUGGAAGCAUGGGCGGGUGGGUGGAAGCGUGGGCGGGUGGAAGCAUGGGCGGGUGGAAGCAUGGGCGGGUGGAAGCAUGGGCGGGUGGAAGCAUAGGCGGGUGGGUGGAAGCAUGGGCAGGUGGAAGCAUGGGCGGGUGGAAGCAUGGGCGGGUGGAAGCAUGGGCGGAUGGAAGCAUGGGCGGGUGGGUGGAAGCAUGGGCAGGUGGAAGCAUGGGCGGCUGGAAGCAUGGGCGGGUGGGUGGAAGCAUGGGCAGGUGGAAGCAUGGGCGGGUGGAAGCAUGGGCAGGUGGGUGGAAGCAUGGGCAGGUUGAAGCAUGGGCGGGUGGAAGCGUGGGCGGGUGGGUGGAAGCAUGGGCAGGUGGAAGCAUGGGCGGGUGGAAGCAUGGGCGGGUGGAAGCAUGGGCGGGUGCAAGCAUGGGCGGGUGGAAGCAUGGGCGGGUGGGUGGAAGCAUGGGCGGGUGGAAGCAUGGGCGGGUGGAAGCAUGGGCGGGUGGAAGCAUGGGCGGGUGGGUGGAAGCAUGGGCAGGUGGAAGCAUGGGCGGGUGGAAGCAUGGACAGGUGGAAGCCUGGGCGGGUGGAAGCAUGGGCGGGUGGAAGCAUGGGCAGGUGGAAGCAUGGGCAGGUGGAAGCAUGGGCGGGUGGAAGCAUGGGCGGGUGGAAGCAUGGGCGGGUGGAAGCAUGGGCGGGUGGAAGCAUGGGCGGGUGGGUGGAAGCAUGGGCGGGUGGAAGCAUGGGCGGGUGGAAGCAUGGGCGGGUGGAAGCAUGGGCGGGUGGAAGCAUGGGCGGGUGGAAGCAUGGGCGGGUGCAAGCAUGGGCGGGUGGAAGCAUGGGCGGGUGGGUGGAAGCAUGGGCGGGUGGAAGCAUGGGCGGGUGGAAGCAUGGGCGGGUGGAAGCAUGGGCGGGUGGGUGCAAGCAAGGGCAGGUGGAAGCAUGGGCGGGUGGAAGCAUGGGCGGGUGGAAGCAUGGGCGGGUGGAAGCAUGGGCGGGUGGAAGCAUGGGCGGGUGGAAGCAUGGGCGGGUGGAAGCAUGGGCGCGUGGAAGCAUGGGCGGGUGGGUGGAAGUAUGGGCGGGUGGAAGCAUGGGCGGGUGGAAGCAUGGGCGGGUGGAAGCAUGGGCGGGUGGAAGCAUGGGUGGGUGGAAGCAUGGGCGGGUGGAAGCAUGGGUGGGUGGAAGCAUGGGCGGGUGGAAGCAUGGGCGGGUGGAAGCAUGGGCGGGUGGAAGCAUGGGCGGGUGGAAGCAUGGGCGGGUGGAAGCAUGGGCGGGUGGGUGGAAGCAUGGGCGGGUGGAAGCAUGGGCAGGUGGAGGCAUGGGCGGGUGGGUGGAAGCAUGGGCGGGUGGAAGCAUGGGCGGGUGGAGGCAAGGGCGGGUGGAAGCAUGGGCGGGUGGAAGCAUGGGCGGGUGGAAGCAUGGGCGGGUGGAAGCAUGGGCGGUUGGAAGCAUGGGCGGGUGGAAGCAUGGGAGGGUGGGAGGAAGCAUGGGUGGGUGGAACCAUGGGCGGGUGGAAGCAUGGGCGGGUUUAAGCAUGGGCGGGUGGGUGGAAGCAUGGGCAGGUGGAAGCAUGGGCGGGUGGAAGCAUAG